AUGCUCAUUGCACAUGGGGUUCCAAACCAUAUUGGUGUCUUCAACCUCAUCCCUCCUGAGUGUUUCUGUCUUCGGAAGGAAUGUGCUCAUGCUGGCAAGCCACGACCCCUUGGCCGUCGUAAGUCCACCAAUGUGGUGUACUGCUCACGCGAGCAUGGCCCAGUCCCUGCCGUCUCCUAUUCUGCAAGAUGUCCUCGCUGCCAUGAUCGUUACUAUCAUAAUUACUAUGUCGACCAGGCGAAGAAGAUGCGUGUCUACUAUGGUGGCACCCCAUCCGUCGUUCACGUCAACACACAUCUCUUCCUUGAGACGUCAGUUUGUGAUCGCUUUCGGAGUGCUACGGCUGCUGCUUGGGUAUCAUUUACGAAUAAUGCUCGAAUCUAUAACCAUGAACAUCGUACCGCGAUUGAGCGCUUCCCAUCGGGUUGGUCGGCUGAGGGUCCCAAGCUUACAGCUAUAUCUGUCGGUGACGCAUUUUUUCUCCAUGCACUCCUACAUGAGCAACAGGAACGUGCUCUCCCUCUGGUCCUCCCCAACAUUGGUGACCAGUCUGCCCGCCUUGACCCUGCCCUGGUCGCACGUACCGCUUCCUUUGUGGGUCCAGGUCGCCCAAUGUGGAACCACAUCUGUGACCGGUGUUGUGCUAUCAAGAAAGAGAAUGAUAAAGCUGUGGUGAUGGACGGCAUAUCAAUUGGACGUCCAUGCUGCAAUGUGCAUGACUGUCAGGAGCCAUUACCUUCGCAGCGUGCCAGGUUUUGUUCCAAGCAUGCCUAUCAGAAUCACAUAUGUGUCGUCAUUGAUUGUACUGCUCAGGCUUCACAUGGUUUCCAAACAUGCCCAGAUCCGGCACACCGCGAGUUAGAAGACCCAAGUCGCCGAUCAGCACUGUUUGUGCUCCGCCGACGUUUGGAGCGCCUUCAUAUGUCAAGUGUGGAAGACGAUGGUGUUGGGACAUCAGCAGAGCUGACGGAGGUGGAUGUUGACGGAGAAUGCCCAUCCAAGUCGGAUGAAGGGAACAUCAAGCCCCGUGCACGUUUUGGUCGUCGACGCACACAUAAUGAGCAGCUCAUAGUGGCUACGUGCGGUAUCAUCCUUGCUCGUGCAACCAUGUUUGGUUCAGAAGGUGUUGACGGUGCUCGGAAGCAUAUCAUGAACAUUCCUGAUCCCUACUUCGACCAUGUUGCGAUGCCGGUUGAUCCGUUCCAUGCAAAGACCAAGCACAAGGACUCCGAUGCUUUCUGUGGCCAAUACUGCAAUGCGGCAUUGUUUCCCGACUUGCUAGUCGGCAACCAAUGGCGGUUCAAUUCUUCAGCGGCGGAGAUGACGAAUGCAUGGUUUGGUGGAUUCCAGGCUAUGGUCCGGGAGAUGCGUGCUACGCGCUAUGACUUUCUCUUGGAUGAGCGCAUAGGUGGUCAGCGUGAGCUCCAGCAGGGUGCCUUCAUUCUUGAGGUAGUACCACGAGAAGCCCGUGACUGUCGCGCCGUCCUCGAGGUCCAGGAUGUCGAGAGCGCGACUAUUGAGAUGGGGUCGCGUGCGGGCGAGGCGGGGUGA
Molecule: messenger RNA, 1551 nt
Organism: Dichomitus squalens LYAD-421 SS1
Lineage: Eukaryota; Fungi; Basidiomycota; Agaricomycetes; Polyporales; Polyporaceae
Exons: 7
Coding region: 1-1551 (516 amino acids)
Source: RefSeq, a predicted model, not a curated record